Messenger RNA from Cooperia oncophora, 468 nucleotides. Lineage: Eukaryota; Metazoa; Nematoda; Chromadorea; Rhabditida; Trichostrongylidae. The record is from the annotation of a GenBank genome assembly.
AUGCUCAAGAUCAUAACACGUAAUCAACGCUAUAAAAGCCCAUCAGUAGCAAGGACUGUAUCAUCAACCGUCAUGAACGAUCGCCCUUUCAUCAAGAGCACCUACUGCAUGUACGCAGAGAAGCCGUGGAGAACCUAUGCGAACGAAGACAGCCUUGGGAAAAUUGAGAGAUUCUCAGAGCAAGCUUUUGACACCUACCAGAAUCAGGAUACAUACGAUGAUCCUAUGCAAAUGUGUCAUCAGCUUCCUCUACCAGUCCCGAAGCAUCACAUCAUGCAGCAAACAUCUGCUUCUGGAGCUCCUAUCGAGUCGUUUUACGUGGGCGACACACCUGCAUAUAACAACAAUUAUUACAUGGGCAACGAGCCUAUUAAUAUUUCAAAGGACGAAGUCUACACUACCAGCGUCUCUGCCCAAUCAAGGAAUUUCCAGGUAGUUCCAAAGAGUUUGAAGGUAUUGCGAGGAUAA